Staurois parvus is the source of this 1304-nucleotide messenger RNA. Lineage: Eukaryota; Metazoa; Chordata; Amphibia; Anura; Ranidae. The record is from the annotation of a GenBank genome assembly.
UGCAGGUCCUUGGUGGAUUCCCAGGUCUCUUUGGUUGUCAUGGGUUACAGGCACAACAGCACAGGAACCUAUCACUGCACGAGUAUCUUAGCAUGGGUCUUCUUAAAGAUGCUGGCAUCUCAAUACCUAAAGGCUAUGUUGCAAGAACGCCAGAAGAGGCUUAUACUGUAGCUAAAGAAAUAGGUUCAAAGGAUUUGGUAGUUAAAGCACAAGUGUUGGCUGGUGGUCGAGGCAAGGGGACCUUUGAAGGUGGUCUUAAAGGAGGAGUGAAGAUUGUAUAUUCUCCCGAAGAAGCCAAAGCCAUUUCCUCACAGAUGAUUGGAAAGAAGUUGUUUACGAAACAGACAGGAGAAAAGGGCAGGAUAUGUAACCAUGUGUUCAUCUGCGAGCGCAGAUAUCCCAGGAGAGAGUAUUACUUCGCAAUUACCAUGGAAAGGUCAUUUCAAGGUCCUGUAUUGAUUGGAAGUUCUCAAGGUGGAGUUAACAUUGAAGAUGUUGCUGCUGAAAAUCCAGAUGCUAUUGUGAAAGAGCCUAUUGACAUAGUAGAAGGCAUCCAAAAAGAACAAGCUGUUAGGCUUGCACAGAAAAUGGGUUUCCCAGAGAACAUUAUAGAUGAGGCAGCUGCGUGCAUGAUCAACUUGUAUAAUCUGUUCAUGAAGUAUGAUGCUACAAUGGUGGAAAUUAACCCCAUGGUAGAAGAUUCUUCAGGAGUAGUUAUGUGCAUGGAUGCAAAAAUAAAUUUUGACUCCAAUGCGGCAUAUCGCCAAAAGACCAUUUUUGAUCUCCGAGACUGGUCACAGGAAGAUGAACGAGACCAACAAGCAGCGAAAGCUGACCUCAACUAUAUAGGUCUGGAUGGAAAUAUUGGAUGUCUCGUAAACGGUGCUGGCCUGGCUAUGGCAACGAUGGAUAUUAUAAAGCUUCAUGGAGGAACUCCAGCAAACUUCUUAGAUGUUGGUGGUGGAGCAACCGUUCAGCAAGUAACAGAAGCUUUUAGGCUCAUCACCUCUGACAAAAAGGUACUGGCUAUACUGGUUAACAUUUUUGGUGGUAUUAUGAGAUGUGAUGUAAUUGCACAAGGAAUCAUAAUGGCUGUAAAGGAUCUGGAACUCAGGAUACCCAUUGUGGUCCGUUUACAAGGUACAAGGGUCGAUGAUGCUAAAGCACUUAUAACAGCCAGUGGGCUGAAGAUUCUUGCAUGUGAUGAUCUGGAUGAAGCUGCAAAAAUGGUUGUCAAACUGUCAGAAAUUGUAACCUUGGCAAAACAAGCGCAAGUGGAUGUCAAAUUUCAGUUGCCUAUCUAA